Messenger RNA from Lolium rigidum, 509 nucleotides. RefSeq lists its product as uncharacterized. The coding region runs from base 21 to 326 and encodes 101 amino acids. The transcript has 2 exons. Lineage: Eukaryota; Viridiplantae; Streptophyta; Magnoliopsida; Poales; Poaceae. The record is from RefSeq and is a predicted model, not a curated record.
ACCUCACAUCAAUUACAACAAUGUUUCGGCGAGCCAAGACAACGGCGACAGCCAUGGCCGUGCCCCACUCCGACGGCGAGGUCAGGGUGCACAAGGUGGAGAAGAUCGAGCUCGUCCGUAACCUGGUGACGAAACCGUCCAUGUACUACGGCGGCAAACACAGGGCAGCAGCUUCAUUGUCAACCAUGAGGCGAGGUGCUGCCGACCAUGGGACUGCCGCCGGCGCCAAGGUCUUAAGGCCUGGCGUCGUGUCGAUAGAGGACAUCAACAAGAGGUCUGAGGCCUACAUCAGAGACAGGAAGAAGCUCUUCCAGGGUCUGAAGUAGCGCGCGACUGGGAGAUGAUUUUUCAUUACUGAUUAUGUAUGUUUACAUGUAUGCACCAAUUAUUGGAUAAUAUGGAUGUAGUAGAUAUGUAUGUAUGGAAUUCACCGCGAAUGGAAUGUAAGAUGUACUGCUCUAGCAAACUAUUUUAAUGUGAUUGUCUGUGACCUGGUUUGAGUAUGGAAA